Molecule: messenger RNA, 1537 nt
Organism: Daldinia vernicosa
Lineage: Eukaryota; Fungi; Ascomycota; Sordariomycetes; Xylariales; Hypoxylaceae
Exons: 1
Coding region: 358-1494 (378 amino acids)
Biological process (GO): regulation of transcription by RNA polymerase II
Molecular function (GO): zinc ion binding; DNA-binding transcription activator activity, RNA polymerase II-specific
Source: RefSeq, a predicted model, not a curated record
UCGCACAUUUUCGACACGUCAACAACAAGCCUUGUUGAGGUAUCUGAAGGUGUGUUAAAUGUUUCCCUCCCUGGAUUUGCUAAUAUGUAGGUAUUUAGAGGGCUAGAUUGUAGCCACAGACGCGUUCCGGCCGCAAGCCUUCCUCUCGGCCCUGAUUUGGAAUAGCUUACGAUUCAGUAAAUGCAUAAAGAAGGAUGCCGUGCUCAAGUUUACAAGUACUUCCCGAUCGUACCUAAGCAUUCUAACCUAUAUACAUACUAUUAUAUAAUAUUCUGAUGGAUAUAAAUUUCCUAUUAAUAACUCCAAUACUCCAAUAUAAAAUCUUACAAGAUGCGGUAGAGAGGAACUCAAUUAAAAAUGUCAUCCACAUCCCGGAGAUAUCACCACAAGAGUCGGGCCGGAUGUACCACAUGCAAAGCCAAAAAGGUCAAAUGCGACGAGAAACAACCAUGCUCCUACUGCGCCAAGAGACAGCUUCCGUGUAGCUUAGUACCGGCGUCGCUACCCGGGAGCAGACCGGACUCAAAUACGCCGGAAGUGAUCGUCCGGCCUUACGAGGAGCCGUCUUUUACCUUUACCGACUUCGGUCUGUAUCAACACUUUAUCAAGUCUACUUCUACCGCGCAGGCCGACGAUAGCGCAUCGAUAGCGGUCUGGCGAGAGUUCAUCCCUGAUCUCGCGACGCGGCAUCCUUAUCUUCUCCACGAGGUCCUCGCGGUCGCGGCGCUGCACCUCCGAUCCGCUACACCGGAACAUGCGAAAUUUCUAGAGCGCGUGGCUACCGAGCACCAGGCUAGAGCUAUUCCCCUGUUUCGGGAAGCCUUGGCUGCUAGUUCGGCUGAGACGGCCCUCCCGCUGUUUGCUUGCUCGUGCUUGUUCAUACCGUAUCACUUCGCUGUCGCAAAGGACGCCUUGUCGCUUCUUUUCAACGAGGAGGCCGGGUCUCUAGCCGAAUGGCUGGUUUUAAUCCAUGGAACUGCAGCGGUCACCAUAGAACACGGUCCUACUGUUAUGAAAUCCCCUCUACGUGCGCUUCUGGGAGAUCUAUCUUCGCCUAAACCCGAAGAACUGAGCGGCGGACCUACAGACGCGAGGCUUCUCCGCUUGAGCGAGGAACUCCCCAUCGCGCCCGAGCACAAAGAAGCGUACGCGCAGGUCAUGUACAAGCUUCGUCUAAGUUUCUACUUGUCAGACCGGGCGGACACGGCGCUCAAUCGGAAGAACGCUGCUCUCAGGUUCCCGCCUUUUAUGAAUCAGCAGCGGAUCGGGGAUGAUCUUGCCGCGAGACAUCCGGCGGCACUUAUCAUCAUGGCGUUUUGGUGCGUCUUGCUGCAUCGGGUGGAGGAUAGGUGGUGGCUGAAGGAAAGGGUCAAACCGCUGCUGGUGAAGAUUGAGGAGUUGGUGCCGCCGGAGUAUAGAUAUCUUAUGGCUUGGCCUAUGGAGGAGGUGGGGAUUUAUAAGAAAUUGAACUUGGAGGUUUUAGUUGUGAGAUAGAUGGAAGAUUUGAAUAUUAAAAGGUAUAGAAAGUAGAAAGUUC